Molecule: messenger RNA, 6897 nt
Organism: Pteronotus mesoamericanus
Lineage: Eukaryota; Metazoa; Chordata; Mammalia; Chiroptera; Mormoopidae
Gene: GREB1
Product: growth regulating estrogen receptor binding 1
Exons: 33
Coding region: 57-5888 (1943 amino acids)
Biological process (GO): multicellular organism development
Source: RefSeq, a predicted model, not a curated record
UGGCUGGUUUGUGGGCUGCCUGACAUGACCAGAAGACUCCAUCGUGCCUUUUGAAGAUGGGGAACUCUUACGCGGGACAGCUGAAGACGACACGGUUUGAGGAGGUCCUGCACAACUCCAUCGAGGCCUCGCUGCGCUCCAACAGCCUGGUGCCCCGGCCUGUCUUCUCCCAGCUCUACCUGGAAGCCGAGCAGCGGCUCUCGGCCCUGGAAGGCGGUAGCCGUGUCGACAAUGAGGAAGAGGAAGAAGAAGGGGAAGCGGGGCUGGAGCCGAACUGCCCCCCAAACCCCUAUCAGAUGCACCCUCCGCCUGAAGGAUGCUGCACCACAGACGGCUUCUGCCAGGCGGGGAAGGACCUGCGCCUCGUCUCCAUCUCCAGCGAGCCCAUCGACGUCCCCGCAGGCUUCCUCCUCGUGGGCGCCAAGGCCCCCAGCCUGCCGGACCACCUCCUGGUGUGCGCCGUGGACAAGAGGUUCCUGCCGGAUGACAGCGGGCACAAUGCCCUUCUUGGAUUCUCCGGGAAUUGCGUUGGCUGCGGAAAGAAAGGCUUCUGCUACUUCACGGAGUUCUCCAAUCACAUAAACCUUAAGCUGACCACUCAGCCUAAGAAGCAGAAACACUUGAAGUACUACCUGGUCCGCAACGCACAGGGGGCGCUUACCAAAGGACCCCUCAUUUGCUGGAAAGGCUCAGAGUUCAGAGGCCGCCAGGCCACCGCCGGCCCGUGCUCCAGUUCCCUCUUCCCGCCGCUGGACUGCGCUGGGCCCCUGGCCGCCUUCUCUGGCGAGCCCACGCCUGGAACCAACCCCAGCGUCCCCACGGGGGCACAGCCAACAGGACCAGCCUCCGGUCACCCCCCACUAACCGCAGCCGCUGGCCCAGCUGUUUUCAACGGCAAAGGCUCCCCGAAGCACCAGCCGCUGGUGAAGAACAAGCUGUCGGCGGUGGCGCGGCCCUCGGCACUAGGUGUCCUGUCAAACUCCGGGCCCCCCAAGAAGCGCCACAAAGGGUGGUCUCCAGAAUCUCCAUCAGCUGCAGACGGUGGCUACCCCCAGGGUGGGGGGAACAGAGCCAAGUAUGAGAGCGCGGGCAUGUCCUACAUGCCCCAGGCUGGCUUGGUGGGACCAGCUUCAGUCACCUUUCCUGUCGUGGCCUCCGGAGAACCAGUGUCAGUUCCCGACAACUUGCUGAAAAUAUGCAAGGCCAAGCCAGUGAUCUUCAAAGGCCACGGGAACUUCCCUUACCUGUGUGGGAACCUCAACGACGUCGUGGUGAGCCCGCUGCUGUACACGUGCUACCAGAACGCCCAGUCCAUCUCCCGGGCAUACGAGCAGUACGGAGCCGCCACCAUUCAGCCCAUCUCGGAGGAGACGCAGCUGCUGCUCACCGUCUACUACCUGGUGCAGCUGGCGGCAGACCAGGUGCCCCUGAUGGAGGACCUGGAGCAGAUCUUCCUGCGCUCGUGGCGCGAGUCGCACCUGACGGAGAUCCGGCAGUACCAGCAGGCGCCGCCGCAGCCCUUCCCGCCCGCACCCAGCGCCGCGGCGCCCGUCACCUCGGCGCAGCUGCCCUGGCUGGCCGGCCUGGCCGCCAGCUCCUGCAACGACAGCGUGCACAUCAUCGAGUGCACUUACUCCCUGGCCGAGGGCCUCUCUGAGAUGUUCCGGCUGCUUAUCGAGGGCAAGCUGGCCAAGACCAACUACGUGGUGAUCAUCUGUGCCUGCCGGAACGCGGCCAUCGACUCCUGCAUCGCUGUCACCGGGAAAUACCAGGCCCGGAUUCUCUCCGAGAGCCUGCUCAGCCCCGCGGAGUACCAGAAGGAGGUCAAUUACGAGCUGGUUACAGGCAAAGUGGACUCCUUGGGGGCCUUCUUUAGCAGCCUCUGUCCAGAGGGCGACAUCGACAUUUUGCUGGACAGAUUUCAUCAGGAAAAUCAAGGCCACAUUUCUUCUUCACUCACUGCUGCCUCUGCUGCCAAAUCAGCGUCCCUGGAUGUCAGCGGGGCGCCGGCUUGCACGAGUCACAGCCUGGGGCCGCACCACAUCCGGCCCUUCCAGCUGGCGGUGGCCCAGAAGCUCCUCUCCCACGUGUGUUCGAUCGCGGACUCCAGCACCCAGAACCUGGACUUAGGAUCCUUCGAGAAGGUGGACUUCCUGAUUUGCAUUCCCCCCUCCGAAGUGACCUACCAGCAGACGCUGUUCCACGUCUGGCACUCGGGGGUUUUGCUGGAGCUUGGCUUGGAAAAGGAGCGCAUGACCAAGCAGAGGGUGGAGCAGUACGUCCUGAAGCUGGACGCCGAGGCACAGACGAAAUUCAAGUCCUUCCUGCAGAACUCCUUCCAGAAUCCGCAUACGCUCUUCGUCCUGAUCCACGACCACGCCCACUGGGAUCUCGUGAGUAGCGCCGUUCCUAACCUCUACUCCCAGAGCGACCCGUCUGUGGGAUGGGUGGACAGACUGCUCAACUGCAGGGAGGUGAAGGAGGCCCCCAACAUCGUGACCCUGCACGUGACGUCCUUCCCAUACGCGCUGCAGACACAGCGCACCCUCAUCAGCCCCUACAACGAGAUCCACUGGCCGGCCCCCCACAGUGACGGCGCGGACUUGUACGCCGAGAACAAGAAGUACUUCGGGCUGUCGGAGUUCAUCGAGUCCACCCUUUCGGGACACAGCCUCCCUCUGCUCAGAUACGACAGCGCCUUCGAGGCCAUGGUCACCGCGCUGGGAAAAAGGUUCCCGCACCUGCAUAGCGCGGUCAUCCGGACGUUCGUUCUGGUGCAGCACUAUGCGGCCGCCAUGAUGGCCGUGCGCGGCCUCUCGCAGAUGAAGAACUACACGUCGGUGGAGACGCUGGAGAUUGCCCAGAACCUCCUCAACUCGUCCAAGCAGUGCCCCUGCGGCCACGGGCUCAUGGUCCUGCUGCGGGUGCCCUGCUCGCCGCUGGCGGCCCUGGCCUACGAGCGCCUGGCCCACGUGCGGGCACGGUUAGCGCUGGAGCAGCACUUUGAGAUCAUCCUGGGCAACCCCAGCUCGGGCCUCACCGUCGGGAAGCACUUUGUGAAGCAGCUCAAGAUGUGGCAGAAAAUUGAGGAUGCAGAGUGGAGACCUCAGACUUACUUGGAGUUGGAGGGCCUGCCUUGCAUCCUAAUCUUCAGUGGGAUGGACCCGCACGGGGAAUCCUUACCAAGGUCUCUGAGGUACUGCGACCUGCGUCUGAUCAACUCAUCUUGCUUGGUGAGAACCGCGCUGGAGCAGGAGCUGGGCCUGGCUGCCUACUUUGUGAGCAGUGAGGCUCCGCCGGAGAAGGAGCCCCGGAGCGAGGGCCCGGAGAGCGACGCAGAGAAGCUGAGCAGCACAGACAAUGAGGACGAGGAGCUGGUGACGGAAGGCUCCACCUCGGAGAAGAGGAGCCCGGUGAAGAGGGAGCGGUCGCGCUCCCACGACUCCGCGUCCUCCUGCCUCUCCUCUAAGGCGUCCGGCUCAGGGGCGGCCGGUGGCGAGACCUCGGCUCAGCCCGGCGGGCCCUGGCAGGGGGAGCAGGCCCGGUCCCCACAGCCCUGCGGACCCCCCGAGGAGGGCAGGGCCCUCGGCGACCGACAGAGGCCCCGAGCCAGCCAGGGGCCACCGCCGGCCGGGAGCAGGCACAGCCCUGGGCCGGCCCCGCAGCCUGACUCCGGCCUGAGGAGCAGCCAGAGGAGCGUCCAGGCGCCGGCCGCCCCACCGUCCCAGCUCUGCCCCUCGGGCCCGCUGUCCUCAUCCACAGCGGUCCCGCAGGGGUGCUCCGCGGCCCGGGCCUGCCGGCAGCCGCCCAUCGUCUUCCUGCCCAAACUGGUGUACGACGUGGUCACGGCCACGGACGGCAGCGGCCUGCCCAAGGCCGCCUCGCUGCUGCCCUCCCCCUCGGUCAUGUGGGCCAGCUCCUUCCGCCCCCUGCUCAGCAAGACCAUGACCUCCACGGAGCAGUCGCUGUACUACCGGCAGUGGACGGUGCCCCGGCCCGGCCACAUGGACUACGGCAACCGCGCCGAGGGCCGCGUGGACGGCUUCCACCCGCGCCGGCUGCUGCUCAGCGGGCCCCCUCAGAUCGGGAAGACAGGUGCCUACCUGCAGUUCCUCAGCAUUUUGUCCAGGAUGCUCGUUCGGCUCACGGAGGUGGAUGUUUACGACGAGGAGGAGAUCAAUAUCAACCUCCAAGAAGAGUCUGAUUGGCGCUAUGUCCAGCUUGGCGACCCCUGGCCGGACCUGGAGCUCUUCACGAAGCUGCCUUUUGACUACGUCAUCCAUGACCCCAAGUACGAAGAUGCCAGCCUGAUCUGUUCCCACCAUCAGAGCGUGAAGAGCGAAGGCAGAGGGACGCCCAGGAAGCCGGAGGACCUGUACGUGCGGCGUCAGACGGCGCGCAUGCGGCUGUCCAAGUACGCGGCCUACAACACCUACCACCACUGCGAGCAGUGCCACCAGUACAUGGGCUUCCACCCCCGCUACCAGCUCUAUGAGUCCACCCUGCACGCCUUUGCCUUCUCUUACUCCAUGCUAGGAGAGGAAAUCCAACUCCAUUUCAUCAUCCCCAAGUCCAAGGAGCACCACUUCGUCUUCAGCCAACCCGGAGGCCAGCUGGAGAGCAUGCGGCUGCCCCUCGUCACGGACAAGAGUCACGAAUAUAUAAAAAGUCCGACAUUUACCCCAACAACUGGCCGCCAUGAACACGGGCUCUUUAACCUGUACCACGCGAUGGACGGAGCCAGCCACCUGCACGUGCUGGUUGUCAAGGAGUACGAGAUGCCCAUUUAUAAAAAGUACUGGCCCAACCACAUCAUGCUGGUGCUCCCCAGUAUCUUCAACAGCGCCGGAGUUGGCGCUGCCCACUUCCUGAUCAAGGAGCUGUCCUACCACAACCUGGAGCUGGAGCGGACCCGGCAGGAGGAGCUCGGGAUCAAGCCGCAGGACAUCUGGCCCUUCAUCGUGAUUUCUGACGACUCCUGCGUGAUGUGGAACGUGGUGGACGUCGAUGGGGGCGGGGAGAGGAGCAGAGAGUUCUCCUGGUCGGAAAGGAACGUCUCUUUGAAGUACAUCAUGCAGCACAUCGAGGCGGCCCCCAACAUCACCCACUACGCCCUGAUCGGCAUGCGGAAGUGGUCCAGCAAGACCGGGAGCCGGGAGGUGCGCGAGCCCUUCUCCCGCUGCCACGUGCACGACUUCAUCAUUCUGAAUGUGGACUUGACCCAGAACGUCCAGUACAACCAGAACCGGUUCCUGUGUGACGACGUGGACUUCAACCUGCGGGUGCACAGUGCCGGCCUGCUGCUCUGCCGGUUCAACCGCUUCAGCGUGAUGAAGAAGCAGAUCGCUGUGGGUGGGCGCCGGUCCUUCCACAUCACCUCCAAGGUGCCGGACAGCCCCGCGGCCGUGGUGCCCGCCCAGUACAUCUGCGCCCCGGACAGCAAGCACGCGUUCCUGGCCGCCCCUGCACAGCUGCUGCUGGAGAAGUUCCUGCAGCACCACAGCCGCCGCUUCUUCCCGCUCUCCCUGCAGAACCGCGGCCACCCCGUGCUCUCAGUCGACUGCUACCUGAACCUGGGACCGCAGAUCUCUGUGUGCUACGUGAGCUCCAGGCCCCACUCCCUGAACGUCAGCUGCUCCGACUUCAGGUUCAGCGGGCUCCUGCUCUACCUCUGCGACUCCUUCGUGGGAGCCAGCUUCCUGAAAAAGUUUCAUUUCCUGAAAGGUGCCACCCUGUGCGUGAUCUGCCAGGACCGGAACUCGCUCCGCCAGACCGUGGUCCGCCUGGAGCUGGAAGACCAGUGGCAGUUCCGGCUGCGUGACGAAUUCCAGACCGCCAACGCCAAGGAAGACCGGCCGCUCUUUUUUCUGACGGGACGACACAUCUGAGGGAUGGAGACGCCCCAGCAGGUUUCCGGGAAGAGUGGAGCCUUUGGAACCCCAUGCUGUCGAGGCUGAAGGAGGAGUUAGAAGCAGGGGGCGUUGGAACUGAAACGGGCCAUAGAGCUUGUCCUGUGCAAGCCAGGGCACCGAGGCCCAGGAACAGAGGGUCCAUGGGUGGCGAGCGGGAAAUCAGACCCAACCUCCCGAGUCCUGGGCCAGCGACGUUGCCCUGGGCCAGGUCAGAGGCCAUCUUGGCUGAGAACAAAGUUUUGCCUGCUGUCACAUCUUCCAUAUGCUUCCAUGGACACACCUGACUUUUCUCUUAGCUCUCAAUCUCGGAUCAUUUUGUAGAGGCGCCAGUGCUUCGGGUGACGUGUGUGGUGUGAGCUCCGUAGGGUCCCCUGUCGUCGUCUACGAAGCGAUGUUCCGGAAGUGCGUUUUAACCACAAAGGCUGCAGAGAAAAGCUACGUGCGUCACUGCAUAAGAAUUACAUAAUUACCUAUAAGUUUGCUUUUUAAAAAGCUGGCCCCAAGGUAUCAACUUUACUAAAGUAAAACAAAUUGUUUUACUUCAGAGCAAAUGCGAUUCUAUUAAAAUAGCAUAGGGUAAAUACCCUACCUCUUAGAAAGUGCAGCAGUGAAAAGAAACUCUUUAAAAAGUUUCAGGUUAGAGUUGACCUUAAGAAACAAUUUGCCUUACAAAGGAAAGGACCAAAUGGCUUACUUGAAACAAACGUUGAAAACACAGUGCUAGAUAACCAGCUUGGUAAGAACUAGACUUCUGACCAUAAUUUAUUGAAGCUUGGUUUUCAGUUCCUUAAAUAGCUUGCCUUUUCUUAUGACUGCUUGUCCCUGACCAGGGAGGAAGGGCAUGGGGGACAGAGCAGAGACAGCAGCAGGGGCAUUCCUUGCGCCGCACUCUCUCCCUUGCCCGCCAGAAAGUUCUGUAGACCAGCCUUUCAGAGGCUGCCUCCAGGCGGGCCUGGUCUCGUGCAUGCACUGAUGGGCUCUUCCU